Molecule: messenger RNA, 1094 nt
Organism: Schistosoma haematobium
Lineage: Eukaryota; Metazoa; Platyhelminthes; Trematoda; Strigeidida; Schistosomatidae
Exons: 1
Coding region: 553-942 (129 amino acids)
Source: RefSeq, a predicted model, not a curated record
UACUUAACACUGAAUAUAUUUUCAGAAAAAAAAAGAAUUAUACAAAUUUCAUAAACGGAUUGUUUUAUGUAUCAAUGUAUGACUUUUGAAAUUCAUUUUACAACCUUUUUCUUUGUAAUCAGGAUACUUGGAAAGAAAUCGGUUGACACGACAUUAAGGUUUGCGAUGAUUUUGAUCUACAUUCUCUUAUAUCCCUGUGAAGAAAUCACAUUCGAUUAGGCGUUCAGAAGAUCUACUUCAGAUGUUUCAGUGUUUUGAAUACAUCAAUAAAGAAUUAUUGGUGAGCAUCUGUGGUGUUUGUAUGAAUUAACGAACGUUAUAAAUGAAUGUUAUGAAUUUUAUCAUCAUUUGGCAACCAGUUUCAUAUCCUUCCAUUUGUAACUAUUAUAUUCCAAUGUAAUCAAUUCUGAUAAUGUUAGAGAGGAAAUUUGAACAAUUUGAUAAGUAAUAGUAAACAAAACGAUCCAACGGUUUGUGAGAUUAUGUGAGUGAAUUAGAGGUUUUGAAUAAUGCAAAGGGUUGAAAUAGUAUGUGACGUCAAAAAUACGGCACAUGUGUGGUAGACUGAAUGUAAAUUAUAGUCACAUACAUAAUUCAGGCGGUAAUCAUCGUAUCAAAUAUGCAGUAGGUGGUGUUUGGACUGAUGUGCUUCCAACAAGUGAUUUUCAUGGGUUAAUGAAGAAUUUUUUAUUUUAUCUAGUUACUUAUUCUUUAGAAACAACAACAUUAUUUGUGCAGGAUUGUCAAGCCAUUCAGUGUUCAUGGAUGAGAACAAGACAAAUCAGGCAAGUUAAAAUGGUUUUGAUUGACGUUCAUCAAGUCAGUCAACAUUAUGUUCUUCAUAGGAAUUAUUCCUCACGAUUCAAUUCACGAAAUUGUAUAAUGGUUUAUCAGUUUAUCAGUGGUCAUAGAAUAAGAAAUAGUUUACUAUUUGUUGGUUGAUUUUUAAAGAAGUCAUCCCUAUCCAAAUAUCUAAAACAUGAAACAUGAUAUGUGUGUAUAGUCAACGUUGUGUUAACGUUAUGUAUUUCUUUUGGCAUCAAUACUAUGUAGAGACUACAUUUAGCCAUUGAGUUAAUCGGAGUAACAAAAUC